CUGGCGGCUCGGUGCAGCAGCCCUGGCACGCGGCCCGCUGCGGCGCAUACUUGGCCAUGCGCUGCCGGAGCACAGCCAGCGCCGCCGGGGAGGCCAGGGGGGGAGUUGGAGGGGGGAGCGGCGGCCCCCCGGGAGCGCUGGCGGCCGCUUGGCGAAGGCCGAGGCCGAGCUCUGGAAGCUUCCCGCUGUUUCGCCCCGCCGCCGCGACCCUCUGCCCUCCGCCCCGGCGGCUAUAAAGGCACACGGCUCCGGCGGGGCGGGCGGCAGUGCAGGCGGCCGUCGGCGCGGGGGGACCAUGCUGGGCGCCUGGCUGCUGCUGUGGGGGGGCCUGGCGGCGGGCGCCGACCCGGCACUGCUGCGGCGUGCCGACGACGGCGCCGGGCGCUGCACCUACUCCUUCACGGUGGCCAGCCCCAGCGAGGCCAGCUGCCCCGAGGCCGGCGGCGCCCUGCGCGCGGAGCUGGCCGCCCUGGCCGCCCGCCUGAGCCUGCUGGAGAGCCGGGAGCCGGGUGCCACCGUGGCCGAGAGCCCGCGGGCCUGCGGCGAGCUGCGGCGCGCGGCCGCCCGCCUGGAGGAGGACAAGGGGCGGCUGGAGCGGGAGAAGGAGGAGCUGCGGCGGCGGCUGGAGAGCAGCGCCCGGGAGCUGGCCCGGCUGCGGGCGGGCUGCCCCCCGCGCGGCGACGGGCCCCUCCGCGACGCCCUGCACGGCUCCGGCCAAGCCUCCCGCUGGGACCCACAGACCGUCGACUACCAGGAGCUGAAGUCGGCCAGGAUGGAGGUUCCCGCUUCCCGCCUGCUGCAGGAGACGGCGCAAGGCCGCGCCGGCGCCGAGGACUCGGCAGGCUGUGGUGAGCUGGUGUGGGUAGGGGAGCCCGUCGUCUUCGGCCAGGCGGACUCCAUCGCCGGCAAGUACGGUGUGUGGAUGAAGGACCCGGAGCCCGUGCCCCCGUUCACGCGGGCGACCACGUGGCGCGUGGACACGGUGGGCACCGAGGUGCGCCAGCUCUUCCAGUACGACGACGCUGAGCAGUUCAGCAAGGGCUACCCCGCCAAGGUGCACAUCCUGCCGCGGGCGCUGGAGAGCACCGGCGCCGUGGUCUACCGCGGCGGCCUCUACUUCCAGCAGCGCCGCUCCCGCCUCCUGGCCAAGUACGACCUGCGGGGAGAGGCCAUCGUGGCCGAGAAGGAGAUCCCCGGCGCCGGCUACCACGGGCAGUACCCCUACUCCUGGGGCGGCUACACAGACAUCGACUUGGCGGUGGAUGAGACGGGGCUCUGGGUCAUCUACAGCACCGAGAAGGCCAAGGGGGCCAUCGUGCUGUCCAAGCUGGACCCGGAGACACUGGAGAUCCAGCGCAGCUGGGAGACCAACAUCCGCAAGCAGUCGGUGGCCAACGCCUUCGUCAUCUGCGGCGUCUUGUACACCAUCAGCAGCUACACCGUCCCCAACGCCACGGUCAACUUCUCCUAUGACACGGCCACCGGCACCAGCCGGCCCCUGAGCAUCCCCUUCCAGAACCGCUACCAGUACCUCAGCAUGGUGGACUACAACCCCGCGGAGCGGCAGCUCUUUGCCUGGGACAGCUUCCACAUGGUCGCCUACCCCGUCCGGCUCGCCCGCGCGUGAGCGGCGCGACAGCGCGAGGAGGAUGCGCUGCGCUCGCUCGCCUGAAGCAGGGGCUCUGGGGCCGCGGCACAGCUGAGCCCUCGCAACCCCCCGCGCGCACACACACCUCACACUGCUCCCCGGUUUUCCCUGAGCGCAGGCCUGGCUCUCGCACACCAGCACAGCAGCACCGCAACCGGGGUCCUUCACCGGAGCCGUCCCCGCUCCGCUCAAUCACGCCGGCACCACAAACAUGUCCGCUGGCUCCUCCUGCAAAGCCGGCUCACACUUGAAUGUGGGAAGAUGAAAUAACGUGCUUCUCCAGCGCUCGGCCGAGCCAGCAAACGCCUCUCCCCGGGCUCAGCAGGCUCGGACGGGCGGCAAUGGCAGGACAGCUCCAUCCACGGCGGGACUGGGCCGGCGUGCAGCUGUGCAAGCAGCCCCCCGGUCCUGGCGGUGCCUGGCCCCCGGGCAUCCUCCGAGAGCGCCCAGAGCUCAGCCCCAGUGCCGCUCGCCAGCCGGAGGCACGGAUUUGGAGCGGGGACGGCUCGGCCGCAGCGCGGGCUCAGCAGAGCAGGACGGAGCAUCCCGCGGUCAUUCCCAGCUGGCAGCCUUGCCACCCCUGCGUUCCCGGUUUAGCGGUGCGGCGGCGGAGAGGCGCUCUGUGCUGCGUGCCCGGAGCGACCGGCACGGGGCGGCCAUCCUCCCGCCGCCGCCUUCCCGCCGCGCUCACCCUCAGCCACGCCGCGUUGCUCUACACGCCCCCGCGCCGCCUGUAGCCGCCCCGUGCUGUUUUAAGAGCAUGCAUUUUUAACUAUUUAUUGUAAAAAAUGCUGCGGAAGGCUGAUGUUGACCCUGGUGCCGAGGGUAAGCGCAAGCAGCCGCCGCUCUGCCGCCGCUGGCCCCGAAGCAGGGGCAGAGCCUGCCCGGCGUGGCGGGAGCGGCGCUCGGGCCGCUCGCAAUAAACAUCACCCCCAAGGCCA
Dromaius novaehollandiae (emu) is the source of this 2589-nucleotide messenger RNA. It is a transcript of the gene MYOC, whose product is annotated as myocilin. The coding region runs from base 296 to 1627 and encodes 443 amino acids. NCBI's taxonomy places the organism in Eukaryota, Metazoa, Chordata, Aves, Casuariiformes, Dromaiidae. Gene Ontology annotation, biological process: signal transduction; osteoblast differentiation. The record is from RefSeq and is a predicted model, not a curated record. Gene Ontology annotation, cellular component: Golgi apparatus. The transcript has 3 exons.